Messenger RNA from Diorhabda sublineata, 1274 nucleotides. Its product is annotated as tachykinin-like peptides receptor 99D. The coding region runs from base 1 to 867 and encodes 288 amino acids. The transcript is spliced from 5 exons. Gene Ontology annotation, molecular function: tachykinin receptor activity. The record is from RefSeq and is a predicted model, not a curated record. NCBI's taxonomy places the organism in Eukaryota, Metazoa, Arthropoda, Insecta, Coleoptera, Chrysomelidae. Gene Ontology annotation, cellular component: plasma membrane. Gene Ontology annotation, biological process: G protein-coupled receptor signaling pathway.
AUGGUAUCAACGUUUAAUGUUACCUUUAAUUUUGUCUACAUGUUAUAUGCCCAUUGGCCGUUCGGACUUAUCUAUUGCAAAUUUACACAGUUUAUGGCUUGUUUGACUAUAUGUGCGUCUGUAUUUUCACUUAUGGCGAUUUCCAUAGACAGAUACAUGGCAAUAAUAUUGCCGUUAAGAAAACGAAUGAGCAAAAAUUGUACGUUAAUUAUAAUUUUGUGGACGUGGAUUUUGGCGGUUUUAAUGGGUAUGCCGCAAGUAAUGUAUUUUCGCACAGAACAAAUUCCGUGUACCGGCAGAAUAUCAUGUUACAUGUUAUGGCCGGACGGUGAUACCAUACAAUCAAAAUUGGAAUAUUUUUACAACAUAUCGUUCUCAGUAUUUACUUACGUAAUACCAAUUGGUGCGAUGAUUUUCACUUAUUCCCAAAUAGCCGUGGAAUUAUGGUGGUCGAAAAGUAUAGGCGAAGUGACUAAUAGACAAAAGGAGAUUAUAACGAAUAAGAGAAAGGUAGUGAAAAUGAUGAUAGUAGUUGUAACGAUUUUCGCCGUAUGUUGGUUACCUUAUCAAAUUUAUUUUCUGUUAACUUUUUAUUAUCCAUCAAUUACGUUUGCUUCGUAUAUUCAAGAAUUGUAUUUGUUCAUUUAUUGGUUAGCGAUGAGUAAUUCCAUGUACAACCCGAUUAUUUACUGCUGGAUGAACGCCAGAUUUCGCGAGGGAUUCAAAAAAGUUUUUUCAUGUUUACCGUUUGUUACACCGAAUCCGAAUAAAUCCCCAAAUAGGAGCGACCGAAUUCAUACUCAAGAAUCUUACUGUGCAAGAAAAAAUCAAAACAAUAUCCAAGUUAGUCGCGAUACGACAUUUUGAUCGGUUUGUUUAUUUCAAAUAUCGCAUUAAAUGUCUGUAUGUACACAUAAAUUAAUAUAUUUUUGUUGCAAAUAUUAUAUAUGUAAAAGUAUUGAGAUGAUUGUAUAUCCAUUCAAAUCUAAAACUCGAUUGAUAACUAUUAUUUUGUUUUGGAUUUAUAUAAUUGUUUAAAAAUAACACCCAGUAGAUUAUAAUUAUAUAUAUAAUAGAUUUUUGUACUCCAAUAAAGGCUUUAGAGAAGUUUGUUACUAAAGAAAUCUCGCCCUAAUUAUUAUAUUAUAUACAUUAUAGUAUCAUUAUUGUAAAUUGUAAGUUUUUUGAUUAAUAAACAUCUUUUUGUACCCCCGUAAUCUCUUCUAUGGAAUUACCCAUAUCGGAAAACUGGUAUUAUAAACUGGUAUAAAUGC